AUGGGCUCUCUAUCUGACAAAACUUCACAAUCACCAUACAGCACUCGCAGGCGUGACAUGGCUCCCACCAUCGAAUCCUCCCUGGAGACGCAGGGCCUCGCAAACGAACAAACGGAACUUUUGGACCUCAUCGACAAGCUGCAGUUUGCUCAGCUGGACAAUGUCAAACUUCCUCAGAUUGUCGUAGUCGGCGACCAGUCGGCUGGCAAGAGCUCAGUUCUGGAAGCCCUCUCUGGCACGCCGUUUCCACGAGAUGCCGGCGCCUGCACGAGAUUCGCCACCGAAAUCCGGCUCCGGAGAGCCAAGGAGACAAGACUCAAAGUCUCCAUCAUCCCCGACAAGACGCGCUCCUACAACGAGCAGACCAAGCUGCUCCAGUAUGGCGGUGACGUCACGGGCGACAUGCCCUUUGAGACGCUCAUGCGCGAGGCAACAGAGCUCAUCGCGCCAAAGAAUAUUCCCGGUCGGUUCGCUGCGAGAGAUAUUCUCGUCGUGGAGAAGACGGGCCCCGAAAUGCCCCUUCUCACGCUCGUCGACUUGCCCGGCCUGGUCCGCGUCGCCAACCGCGAUCAGUCCGAGGCCGAUAUCGCGACCAUCGAGCAUCUCUCCGACCGGUACAUGAAGAGCUCCCGAACGAUUAUUCUUGCCGUCAUCGGCGGCAACAACGACUACGUCCAGGCGCCGAUCCUGACCAAGGCUCGGCAGUUCGACCCUAGCGGAUCCAGAACCAUCGGUGUUUUGACCAAGCCGGACAUGACCGAGGGCAUCGGCCUGGAAAACAAGUUCGUGGACCUUGUCAUGAACAAGGACGACGAGAACCACUUUAAGCUGGGCUGGUAUGUUUUGCUGAACCCCGGCCCUGGCGAGCAGUGGACCACGGCCGCGGAUCGCAACCGUCGCGAGGCUGAAUUCUUCACCCGUGGCAAAUGGGCCAACCUGCCACCGCAGAUGUGGGGAGUUGCUGCAUUGCGGCAGAAGCUCAGCAGUCAGCUCCAGCGUCAUAUCGGAAAGCACGUCAAGAGCCUCCGUCGCCAGAUCCAGCAAGCCCUGGAGCGCUGCGAGGGCCAGCUCAAGGAGAUGGGUGAAGGCAAGGACACUGUCGAGGAGAUGCGGUUCGAGAUGGGCGAGCUUUUUGCUGCCUCCAACAACCUGGUCACACCCGCUGUCAACGGCAACUACAAGAAUCCAUUUGGCGAGCGCUUCUUUGCCCGGCAGUCCAGCCCCAAGGGCACGCCAUCCCAGAAGCUCCGUGCUCGCGUCCGCGAAGAGAGCGAACGCUUCUCGCGCCUGUUCCGACAACAGGGCCGGAAAGUAAACUUCUCCGAGCCUUCUGCGGCCGACCUCCCUGCUGCCGGCACCGUGGGUGACCAAAGCAAGAAGGACUUCGCGCAGUACGAGGUCGAGCCUCUUCUGCGCCAGAUUCGCGGUAACGAGCUGCCCCUCGACUCUAACCCGCGGGCCCCCUACAUCCUCUUCCAAGACUACUCCCGCAAAUGGCCCGUGCUGGCCCAGGAGUACAAGGACAACCUGAGCGUCAUCUGCAACGAGUUUCUCGCCGACGUCAUCAGUCACAUCUGGCCGACACGUAUGCGCGACCCGCUGCGCUACCACUUCCUUGAAACCAAGAUGCGGGAGCUCGUAGAAAAUGCCGACAAGGAGCUGACGCGGCUGACGGACGAUAUGGAGCUGGAGAUCCAGCCAUACGACCCAGAGUAUGAGGAGCGGCUGCGCAAAUGGCGCGCCGAGGCGACCGAGAACGGCGGCACGUAUACCGAGGCGGAGGAGGUUUUGGAGAAGAUGCUCAUCUACUACGACCUGACGGCACGCAUCUUCACUCGCAACGUCAUUACACAGGUCGUCGAGCGCCACCUGCUGCUCGGCAUGCUGCGUCUCUUCAACCCCGUCGAGAUUCUGCGCAUGCCCAACUCGACCAUUGAGUCCAUCGCCGCGGAGAACAAGGAGACGCGCGACCGCCGCCUGACGCUCAAGGAGCAGAAGAAGGCGAUCGAGGAGGCUCGGAACAUCUGCGCCAGCCUGGCGAUGCGUAGCGACCUGCGCGCCUACGCCGAUGAGGCGGACGACGACGUCGACACGGACAAUGAUGAUGCCCCAUCUAGGCGCAACACCAUGCAGAGACAGCAGCGGCCGACCAGUUCACAAGCGCCAGCCCCGCGCCGAUCUGCAGAGGCGAGCCGACAGAGCUACCAGGAAGAGCGGCCCCGGCAAAGUGCGGACACACCGCGCGCCGCUCGCCCCCAACAGCCAUCUCAGCAGCCUUCGGCGCCGAUCGCGCAUAUAUCCCCGGUGCAGCCGACCAUCUACCACCAGGCCGAACAGCCGCGCGAGUGGGACUUGCCGUACUACACCACGGCGUCGGCGACGACACAGCAGCAGCCGCCCCAUGUGCCGCCACCGCCACCACCGCGCCCGCAAAAGCUGGGCCACGAGGAGACGAACGGCUACUACGAGACGGCUCCGAUGCAGAAUGGAACUAGAGGGAGCAAGGAUGGUGCGCGUCAGCGACUUGCAGCGGUGAUGCGUGGGCAAUGA
Messenger RNA from Cordyceps fumosorosea ARSEF 2679, 2550 nucleotides. Its product is annotated as GTP-binding protein. The transcript has a single exon. Gene Ontology annotation, cellular component: membrane; cytoplasm; microtubule. The record is from RefSeq and is a predicted model, not a curated record. Lineage: Eukaryota; Fungi; Ascomycota; Sordariomycetes; Hypocreales; Cordycipitaceae. Gene Ontology annotation, molecular function: microtubule binding; GTPase activity; GTP binding. Bases 1 to 2550 code for a protein of 849 amino acids.